AAACCAAAAACCCUGGGGCAUUCAUAAAUAAAACUAUUUAACAAAAAUGUUUGAAGAACAACAAAAAUACUAAUAAUUAACUUCGAUUGAUCGAUCUGCAAAAUUCUGAGUUCCGAUUGCUGGAUAAUGGCCGCCCCGUUCUUUUCAACGCCUUUCCAACCUUUUGUUUACCAGAGUACACAAGAUGCUGUGACACCAUUCCAGAUUUUGGGUGGGGAAGCUCAAAUAGUGCAGAUAAUGUUAAAGCCACAGGAAAAGGUUAUUGCGAAGCCUGGUUCCAUGUGCUACAUGUCAGGGUCCAUACAAAUGGAUAAUGUUUAUGUGCCUGAAAAUGAGGCAGGUGUGUGGCAGUGGCUUUUCGGAAAGAGUGUUACUAGCAUAGUUCUCCACAAUACUGGUUCUAGUGAUGGGUUUGUGGGGAUCGCUGCACCUACUUUAGCAAAAAUCCUCCCGAUUGAUUUAGCACUAUUUGGGGGCGAAAUGUUGUGCCAGCCAGAUGCAUUUCUUUGCUCGAUAAAUGAUGUCAAAGUAAAUAAUACAGUUGAUCCGAGGGCGCGCAAUGUUUUGACUAGUGCUGAGGGAUUUUUGAGGCAGAAGAUAUCUGGUCAGGGUCUUGCAUUUAUUGUUGGAGGUGGUUCUGUUGUGCAGAAAAAUCUUGAGGUGGGCGAAGUACUUGCAGUUGAUGUCUCUAGCAUAGUUGCAGUUUCAUCAUCACUAAAUGUACAAAUCAAGUAUAAUGGUCCAAUGCGAAGAGUUGUCUUUGGGUUUUUAGUGUUGGAUAGAGUCAUGUUAUGUUUAGUUGCAGAUUUGUUCCCUAUUGGAUGUGGUUUUAUACGUAGUGGACGCAGUUUGUGA
Molecule: messenger RNA, 855 nt
Organism: Striga asiatica
Lineage: Eukaryota; Viridiplantae; Streptophyta; Magnoliopsida; Lamiales; Orobanchaceae
Source: the annotation of a GenBank genome assembly